UUUCAUCCCAAGUUCUCUCAAAAAAACCCUCCUUUCCUCUUCCUCUUGGUAUUCAGCCUCAUAAAGUUCUUUGCUUUCUCCUCCCACCCAAACUCCAACCCUCUUCUCUAGCCUACAAAUCUAUUGCAAAAAGUAGUGCCUUUUCUUCAAUUCUCAAAACUUUUCAAACCCCCCUAAAAUCUGACCGUUAUAAACCUUUGACAGAGACAGAUUGAUAUAUCUGAUUAAGAUUUUGAGGAUGGUGAAGAUGACAAUAGUUGGAAGGGUGAGUGAUGGGUUGCCAAUAGCACAAGGUCCAAGGUAUGUGAAUGAAGAGGAUGAAAAUUUCUCAAGUUACAAGCAACAAGCAGAGUUCAUACUCAAAGAAAUCUCAAGAACAGGGUCUUCAUUGGCUCCUUCUAAGAUGACCAUUCGACUCGAUCUCCACCACCAUUGCUUCAACUGUGUGGUUGAGAAUGGAGUUUGCUUCAUCACAUUGUGUGAUUCUUCAUAUCCAAGAAAACUGGCUUUUCACUAUCUACAAGAUUUGCUCAAGGAGUUUGACAAGUUCGAUAUGAGCCUUCUAAACAAAAUUACAAAACCAUACAGCUUUGUCAGAUUUGAUGGAAUUAUUGGCAACAUAAGAAGGCAGUAUACAGAUACAAAAACACAGUCUAAUCUGUCAAAGCUAAAUGCUAAUCGUCGACAAGAUCUUGAUAUCAUUACACUAGACAUGUCCACAAUAGUAGAAAGAAGGCGAAGAUUGGAAAUGUUGGAAAAGGCAAUGGCAACUCCUCCAACUGUUUCACCAAUAUGGUGUUCCCCAUUACUUGAGGUAAUUGCAAUGAAAUGGACACCCAUUACAAUCAUGGUUAUUGUUGCCUGUAUACUUUUCUGGACCUGCUUAGUCGGCUCUGAUAACUUCACAGUAGUGACUUCCUAAAAGUUCCUCAAACCAGGAAUAUAAACAUUCAUCACUUAAAGAGUGCAAUACAAAGAAAUGAUUCAGCAUUGCCUACUGUUGGAAGAACUGUAUUGUUGUGCUAUGGACCUUGUAGAUACAUUUGAAAUGUUGAUUUGGUCAAUCUGGAUUUAUUUUUGUUGUGAAAUAUGCAAGAGAUGUACAUUGAUUUUAAGUCUUGAAUAUGAAUGAAUAAUCAAUUCUUCGCGAAUUGGCUCAAUGGAUUCAAGUUCAAAAUACUUGUAUAACAUUGUUGUAGGCUGCUUAGGCACAUUGUGCAAGUUCCAAAUUUGUUU
This is a messenger RNA of Camellia sinensis, 1236 nucleotides long. RefSeq names its product SNARE-like superfamily protein. NCBI's taxonomy places the organism in Eukaryota, Viridiplantae, Streptophyta, Magnoliopsida, Ericales, Theaceae. The record is from RefSeq and is a predicted model, not a curated record. Gene Ontology annotation, biological process: endoplasmic reticulum to Golgi vesicle-mediated transport; retrograde vesicle-mediated transport, Golgi to endoplasmic reticulum. Gene Ontology annotation, molecular function: SNAP receptor activity.